AUGAAUGUUAGGACAGCCACUAGAGGCUGCGCUAGAUAUCCACAAUAUGUCUCAUAUGCUCAAAGGCAUGCCCGUAAUUUCUACCCAGCAUUGCAACGUGCACAACCAAUUCAACAACACGUUAACAAUAAUAACUUUAGUUGCCGUGCACGUUUAUACACUCAGACCCAUACUGUAUUGAGACCAGCCGUUCAAGUCUCAGAACCACAAUUAUCUCAUAACAAAAAAAAUUAUCGUACUGAAACUCCAUCUGAUACUACAUUAGUAGGACUUACAGGUGGUCAAAUCUUCCAUGAAAUGAUGAUUCGUAAUAAUGUCGACACUGUAUUUGGUUACCCAGGUGGUGCCAUCUUACCAGUAUAUGAUGCCAUUCACGAAUCCAAAGCAUUUAAUUUUGUCUUACCAAAACAUGAACAAGGGGCAGGUCAUAUGGCUGAAGGUUAUGCCAGAGCCUCAGGAAAACCUGGUGUUGUCCUUGUGACUUCUGGACCAGGUGCUACAAAUGUGGUGACUCCCCUAGCGGACGCCCUUUCAGAUGGUAUUCCAUUAGUUGUAUUCACUGGACAAGUAGCUACAAGUGCGAUCGGCUCGGAUGCAUUUCAAGAAGCAGAUGUUUUGGGGAUCACUAGACCGUGCACAAAAUGGAAUGUUAUGGUAAGGAACAUAGAAGAAUUACCACAACGUAUUAAUGAGGCCUUUAAGAUUGCAACAAGUGGUAGACCAGGACCUGUUCUAGUAGAUUUACCAAAGGAUGUGACUGCGGGUAUUCUAAGAAGUAUGAAGAAUGUGAAACCAAUAGUACCUGAUCUACAAGUCAGUCAUACAAUUAAGACCUUAGAGAGAGAAUAUACUCUUGAACGCUUAGCUAAAGCUGCAGAAUUGAUUAAUUCAGCAAAGAAACCUGUAUUUUUUGUUGGGGCAGGUAUCCUGAACAAUCCAGAGGGACCAAGAUUAUUAAAGGAAUUGAGCAACAGAGCAAAUAUUCCAGUGAUGACUACUCUUCAGGGGCUAGGAUCAUUUGACCAAGAAGAUCCCAAAUCACUGGAUAUGGUCGGUAUGCAUGGUAGUGCCGUGGCAAAUAUGGCUAUGCAAAAUGCAGAUUUAGUUAUUGCUGUAGGUGCUCGAUUUGAUGAUCGUGUUACUGGUAAUAUUCAAAAAUUUGCCCCAAUGGCUCGUGAAGCUUCAUUAACAGGUACCGGAGGUAUCAUUCAAUUUGAGAUUAACCCUAAGAACAUAAACAAGGUUGUUCAAACGGAUGUCGCAAUCGAAGGUGACGCCGCAACUAAUCUAGGAAGAGUCCUACCAAUGGUAUUCCCAUUGAAGGAAAGAAAAGAAUGGUUUGAACAAAUUAAAGUCUGGAAAGAAAAAUACCCUUAUAGUUACAUGAAAGAAACACCAGAGUCAAAGAUAAAACCUCAAACUGUCAUAUCGAGAUUGUCCAAGAUUGCAAAUGCCACAGGGAGAGAAGUUAUCGUCACUACUGGUGUUGGGCAACAUCAAAUGUGGACUGCUCAACAUUGGACGCGGAAGAAUCCACGUACUUUUAUCACAUCAGGUGGUCUGGGAACUAUGGGUUAUGGUCUGCCAUCAGCUAUUGGUGCUCAAGUGGCAAAACCAAAAGCAUUGGUUAUUGAUAUAGAUGGGGACGCUUCUUUCAACAUGACCUUGAAUGAAUUAAGUUCAGCAGUACAAGCCCGUGUCCCUAUUAAAGUCUUAUUAUUAAACAAUGAAGAACAAGGUAUGGUCACACAAUGGCAAUCCUUAUUCUACCAAAACCGUUAUUCCCACACACAUCAAUUGAACCCUAACUUUAUAAAACUUGCCGAGGCGAUGGGUCUAAAAGCCAUGAAUGUAUCCAAAUUAGCAGAUCUAGAUAGUUCCUUAGAAGAAUUUGUCUCAACUCCUGGCCCUGUAUUACUUGAAGUUGAGGUUGAGAAGAAAGUACCAGUACUACCAAUGGUUCCAUCAGGUAAAGGUUUAGACGAAUUUAUUAGUUUCAUUGCUGAUGUUGAAAAUGAGCAAAACAGAUUGCGCCAUGAGCGUACUAACGGUGAAUUCUAG
Messenger RNA from Maudiozyma barnettii, 2061 nucleotides. RefSeq lists its product as uncharacterized. NCBI's taxonomy places the organism in Eukaryota, Fungi, Ascomycota, Saccharomycetes, Saccharomycetales, Saccharomycetaceae. Gene Ontology annotation, cellular component: mitochondrion; acetolactate synthase complex. The record is from RefSeq and is a predicted model, not a curated record. Gene Ontology annotation, molecular function: acetolactate synthase activity; thiamine pyrophosphate binding; magnesium ion binding. The coding region runs from base 1 to 2061 and encodes 686 amino acids. Gene Ontology annotation, biological process: L-valine biosynthetic process. The transcript has a single exon.